Messenger RNA from Culex quinquefasciatus (southern house mosquito), 629 nucleotides. RefSeq lists its product as uncharacterized. Lineage: Eukaryota; Metazoa; Arthropoda; Insecta; Diptera; Culicidae. The record is from RefSeq and is a predicted model, not a curated record. The transcript has a single exon. Bases 113 to 607 code for a protein of 164 amino acids.
AUAAAAAUAGUUUGGUCAAAGUAGCUCAGAUAAAUAUACGAGUGAUCAGGAACUUUCAAAUCAUUUUGGCCAUCCUUCUAAAUCAACAGUGUGAUGUUUGGUAAAGCUUGAAAUGCCCUUAGAACGGCAAGAAGGGAGGACCCCUAGGAGACCACCGAUCGAAGCAUGGCGCGAUCGGCAUUCGCAACUGGGCGAAUCGUCCAGCAAGUCCCGCUACAAGCUGUACGAUCGACCACAGAGGUCGACAUUCGCUACCGUUCUGGACACCAUCAAGCGCGAAAGGGAUCCAGGGGCGUCCACUUCCAGAGUGGGUCCGAAACGGACCGUCCAAAUAGCGUUGGAUCGCAGGGCGAAGGAGUUGCCUUCGCUAAGGAUAGUUCAGCCGAGUCAGCCAAGGGCGUCCUUCAUCCGGGAAGACAGUCCGGUGAACAUUACAAAACGAAAGAGUCAGUACUUUAAGGAUGUGUUCAGCGAAUACAUGAAGAAACGGGCGCUCACGGUAGGACCCGUUCCUCGGCGAAUACGGAUCAUUAAGGUUUAUGGUGAGUGGGCAUGGCUUGAAGUGAUCGGUUCUACAACUUUUCACAUUUUCUUCAGUUCCUCGUAACCUGGACGAAGCCCUGGUAGAA